CGCGCCCGCGCGCUGCCGGCGGCCCUCACGGUGACGCCGAACGCGGCGGCGCGCAUCAACGGCAUGCUCUCCGGUAAGGACGACGCGAUCGGCGUGCUCCUGGGCGUGAAGCGACGAGGGUGCAACGGCAUGAGCUACACGCUCAACUACGCGACGGAGGCGCCGGACGCCAAGCACGAGCGCGUCGAGUGCGACGGCGCGGUCGUCUGGGUCGAGCCGCCCGCGCUUUUCCACAUCGCGCGCGGCCCGCCGAACCAUUCGCAGGUCGGCACGGUCAUGGAUUUUGAGGAGACGGCCCUGGAGACGGGCUUCACGUUCACGAACCCGAACGAGAAGGGACGAUGCGGCUGCGGCGAGUCCUUCAACGUG
This is a messenger RNA of Aureococcus anophagefferens, 369 nucleotides long. RefSeq lists its product as hypothetical. NCBI's taxonomy places the organism in Eukaryota, Pelagophyceae, Pelagomonadales, Pelagomonadaceae. Gene Ontology annotation, molecular function: 2 iron, 2 sulfur cluster binding. Gene Ontology annotation, biological process: iron-sulfur cluster assembly. The record is from RefSeq and is a predicted model, not a curated record. Gene Ontology annotation, cellular component: mitochondrion; cytoplasm. The transcript is spliced from 2 exons. The annotation marks the transcript as partial.